Messenger RNA from Synchiropus splendidus (mandarinfish), 819 nucleotides. Its product is annotated as mast cell protease 4-like. Bases 55 to 819 code for a protein of 254 amino acids. Gene Ontology annotation, molecular function: serine-type endopeptidase activity. The transcript has 5 exons. Gene Ontology annotation, biological process: proteolysis. The record is from RefSeq and is a predicted model, not a curated record. NCBI's taxonomy places the organism in Eukaryota, Metazoa, Chordata, Actinopteri, Syngnathiformes, Callionymidae.
AGCAAGGCAGAGACAGAGGCUGAGAAGUGCAGUCAGCUUCUCACCAAGAGGACCAUGCUGUCUCCGAGCCUUGCUCUCCUGGUGUUCAUCUUCACCGCCAAGUCAGGUGACGGAGCCCAAAUCAUUGGAGGGACAGAGGUGACCCCUCACUCCCUGCCCUCUAUGGCUCUGGUGGAAAUCAGAGAUGAAAAAGGAAACCAAUUUAUCUGUGGUGGGACCCUCAUCCACCCGAAAUGGGUCCUGACUGCUGCUCACUGUGCACGCCAAGAGAUAUCUGUGACUCUGGGGGUUCACUCCAGAGAAAAUGAAGGACAGGGAAUGCGCUUCCUACAGUUCAGACGAGUGACUCGGCUGGUGAUCCAUCCUGACUACACAAAAGGUCUUAAUUUCAACGAUCUGAUGUUGCUGGAGUUGGAGUCAACUGUGGAAGAAACAGCCUAUGUGAAAUCUUCCAAGAUCAAGACCCCACCAAAUUACCCCGGAGCUGGCAAGACCUGCUUGGUGGCCGGGUGGGGGCGCACUGGAUACGAUGAGAACCUUUCUGAUGUAUUGAUGGCGGCCAACGUGAAAGUGAUUGACUUGGAGACAUGCAACUCUGCAGACUUUUACGACGAUGACCUAGCGAUCAACAGGGAUGUGAUUUGUGCCGGCUCUGGUCGAAAGAAGGAGAUUGGUGUCUGGAAGGGCGACUCCGGCGGUCCUCUGGUGUGCGACAACAUGCUGGUUGGAGUCACUUCCUUCGGACAGCCGUGCCUCCCUGCUGUGUUCAUGUACCUUUCUAAGGACCGAGUCCAAUGGAUCCAACAAUCAAUUGAGUGA